GUAGUUUACCCAAUGUCUCCCACUAGCUAUCUUCUUCGUUUCUAGUGAAGGAACCGGCACUGAGCUGUUAUUAUCGUCUCCACAUUAUAUAUUUUGCUGUUCUCUCAUCUUAACAAAUGCGAGUCGUUUUAAAAAUAUUGCUGUAACGUUGCAAUGACCAAGUACUGCGAAGUCCAUGAAUAUUAUUCGACAAAGUAAUGUAUAAAUUAUACAAAAAUAUCUCCGGAUUCAUCGUAACCGGUUUUCGAAUAAAUGAAACAAGUUCAUAAGCUGUUUGGAAUACUUGCCAAAUGCGAUUUAUUAUUAUACGGACAAUUACUGCUGAAUGUCAUCAAACAAUAUAUUUGUUUUAAUAUAAUCUUACAAAAGCUUAUAUUAUCUUUAAUCGAAUGUCAUUAUUCCAAGGGUUCUUUUGAAUUAUGCAUCCUAAGAUAAACUUGGUUACACGGACGAAUCAAAAUAGUAUAAAAUACGUUUAUUAUUAGUAGCAGUAAUUUCUUCCCUUAGAAGUACACGUAGUGAUAAAAAAUCGUUCGGAUUGAGCCAAAACAUGGGUAAGAUAAACACGAACGAGAAAACAAAACUCCGUAAGCCCCGGCCCGAAAUCAAAUCGAAAAGUAAACUCAGAUCCAUAUUGAGUAAUGUGACUAUUGAACCUAUAUUCGCCUGUUACGUCAUGUCGUACGUGCUUAUAUCGUUGACCAUGUCAAACUUGAACAUGCAAAAAGCGUGCAAGGUCAAUUUGAAGUACAGCGACGAGAUAUGUGUCUCGUUAGUUGAAAAAAACACAACGGAAUACGCUGAAGAAGAGAUCAUCGUCCAGGAGCUGGUAGCCUCCAUGUUAAUAUGGCAAACGUGUGUGCAGAGCUUUUUCCCCUGUAUACUGAUGCUGUUCAUAGGUUCCUGGAGCGACAGACACGGGAAACGUGUAGUGUGCAUGCUUCUGCCGCUUUACGGUGAACUUUUGAGCAAUUUAGGACAAAUACUUUGCGUUUACUAUUUUUACGAAUUUUCAAUGGAAAUCGGAGGUAUCAUUCAAACCGUACCCGUAGCUCUGACCGGGGGACAGACACUGAUGACUAUGAUGGCGUGCAGCUUUAUCAGCGAAGUGUCCACGCCUGAAAAUCGAACUGCAAGGCUUUGCAUAAUGCACGCGAUGAUGACAGUGGCAAUGUCGAUUUCUACAUCGUUAUCGGGCAUUGUGUACAGCGAGCUUGGAUUCUACGGCGCAUACGGCGUAUCUAGCGGUUUGAUAGUGUUAGGAAUCUUGUACGGUUCGUUCUUCGUGAAAGACGUCAAUCCGAAAGUCAACGAGUUGGUCGACAGCCAAUCGUUUUGGUCAAAAGUCAAAGAUUUCUUCGACGUAAGACAGAUAUUUGGCGCACUGAAGGUGACAUUUCGAAAAAGGCCAAAUAACGAUAAGUCGAAGAUUAUUGUUAUCUUGAUUAUAUCUUUACUCGCGGCGGCUCCAAACAACGGUUCCUCAACAAUAACUUAUCUAUACACUCGCGUCAAAUUCAACUGGAAUGAAGUGAAAUACAGCGCUUUUGCCACAUAUUCUCUAAUACUCGAUACAAUAGGUCUCGUGUUUUGCGCUUUUGUUGUAAAUCGAAUUUUCAAAAUCGGAGACGAGCUGCUCGGUAUAAUAUCCUGUUUAAGCCAAAUCGUUUCCGGAUUGAUAUUCGCUACAGCUUCCACAGAAUUACUGUUUUAUAUAGGCGGCUUGCUUAAUUGUAUCAUAACCUGGGAAUCUACGGCUGACCGAUCACUGAUGACAAAGCUAGUAGAAAACAACGAGCUAAGCCAAGUAUCAGCUGUCUUUGCGAUAUCCGAAAUAGUCAUUAAUAUGGUAUCUGGAAUCUCGUACAGCGCAUGGUAUGAAGCCUCGUUGGAUGCAUACCCCGGGUCGUACUAUUACAUUGGAGUAGUGUUUAAAUUUUUUUCAGUCGUGUUAUUCAUAUGGCUGUAUAAAGAGAAAUUAUAUGGAAACCGAAGAAAAUUCACAAAAAACGUCAACUACGACGAUGAUCCUCAACCCGAAGACGAAUCCCCAGGAUGUUCAAAAUACGGCUCAUUUAAAAAAUCAUAAGAAUAUUAUACUUUAUUGUGUGCAGAUCGUAUAUAUAUUUUUUGACUGUUUUUAUACAUGUAUAUAUUAUAUAUAUAUUUAUAAAAUGUGAUACUUUAUAGUUUAUAUACUAUGAAAUUGUAAUAUAAAAUAUAUCAAUUUUUAAAAAACCUACAAGUACACUGCUCUACA
Adelges cooleyi (spruce gall adelgid) is the source of this 2260-nucleotide messenger RNA. RefSeq names its product proton-coupled folate transporter-like. Bases 551 to 2089 code for a protein of 512 amino acids. Gene Ontology annotation, molecular function: transmembrane transporter activity. NCBI's taxonomy places the organism in Eukaryota, Metazoa, Arthropoda, Insecta, Hemiptera, Adelgidae. Gene Ontology annotation, cellular component: membrane. The record is from RefSeq and is a predicted model, not a curated record. The transcript is spliced from 10 exons. Gene Ontology annotation, biological process: transmembrane transport.